This is a messenger RNA of Bombina bombina (fire-bellied toad), 1771 nucleotides long. RefSeq names its product sarcospan (gene SSPN). Gene Ontology annotation, cellular component: dystrophin-associated glycoprotein complex; sarcolemma. Lineage: Eukaryota; Metazoa; Chordata; Amphibia; Anura; Bombinatoridae. The record is from RefSeq and is a predicted model, not a curated record. The coding region runs from base 233 to 982 and encodes 249 amino acids. The transcript is spliced from 3 exons.
CUUAGCUCUGUAUGCAGAACAUUCCCACCCUCUGAGUCCUGCAGAUCGGCCCUCCGCUCUUCCCUAGAAGCCCCCUCCCCGCCACGCAGGGCUAUAAGUGGCAUUUAAAGGCUUUAACAUUCAGCUCCAAAUGUUUUCCAUAUUAGUUCAGCCUUGUGAUUCCCAAAUACCAGAAUACCCACUCAGCUCCAGCUAGCAGGCAGCCUGCAGGAGAAUCACACACAGCAUCCAAAUGGGAAUGGAAGAUAAACCAGGGCAGCUCCCAGUCCCCAGCCCCCAGAAUCAGGGAGCCAAAGGGCCCGGAGAUGGGCAGGGGACCCAGGACGGCAGCAAGAAGAAGGGGGGCAAGAAAGAAGCCAAAUCAGGCCAGCAGGAUGAUACCCACAAGUGCUGUGGCUGCCGCUUCCCCCUUCUGGUGGCCCUCCUCCAGCUGAUCCUUGGUGUCUGUAUUACGGUUCUGGCCUUCCUUAUGGCAGCAAGUUGCUCCUCACUUCUAGUCAGAGACACCCCACACUGGGCUGGGAUUAUAGUCAGUGCAGUUGCCAUUCUGGGCUUCUUCAUGCUCUGCUUGAGAUACCAGCCUGAUGAGAAGACAUCUUGUCAGUUUGCCUUAAAGUUGGCAUAUUUCCUGCUCAGUGCCCUCAGUCUGAUCGUCUGCGUCCUGGCAGUGGCUUUUGCUUCAUACCAUUACUCAAAUAUCACAAAAUUCGCCUGUGAGCUGAUAGAGAGGACCUGUCAGUGUACCCUGGACUCAUCUGACCCUCUCAGCAGGACCUUCCUAUACCAGGAUGUGACAGACUGCAGCACUGUAACCAGCACACUCAAACUGUAUGUGCUCCUCCAGAUGACACUUAACCUGCUGCUUGCUCUGGUGUGCCUGGCAGCCUGCUUCGUCAUGUGGAAAGAUAGAUACCAGGUGUUUUAUGCGGGUAUGUGGCUCCAAGGAUCCGCUACAACUGAAACCCAGCAACAUAAAGUAUAGUGCUUUAUAAACAGCGCCCCCUGGGUCCUACAGCCGCAAUACCACUGAGACACUGGCAGAUAUAGCACUUCAUGCCACUUUUGUCACUGGCAUAUAAUAUGUUUGGCAAUACACUAGCAACCAACCUACUCAGAGCAAAGUCUAUGCAGCCAUAUAUUUACAAUGAGUCAAGCUAAUUUCUAAACAUAUCCCAUAAAGCAAUGUACAUUGUAUGUAUGUUAUUGUUAUCAAAUAGUAUGUUAAUCUGUAUCAGUGUUUUCAUUUAGUUUCUCAAGUAACAUAACAAAUACAGAUAUUUCAGCCAUAUGAGUAUCGCUUUCUAAAAGUGCAAACUGCAAAUACUUUAUUGUGGUUCCAGACCUGUUACAGAUGCGCAUGUGCAGUGCUGAGUGAGUAACAGUCACUAAGGUGUCAAGGGAGAGACCCACAUGUAUCAGAUUGUGAGUGAAAGAGCAGACCUUGGGCUGGUACAAUGUCACUGUCAUGGGCUGCUUCACUACUGAUGUUUCCAGACCUCCCUAAAUUACAAAAUGUUGAAAGAGAAGUUUGCAUGUACUACAUUGUUAAAUGACAUGUUUUCAUUUUAAAAUGUAUUCGUUUUUUCCAAAACAUGUAUUUCUGUACUGAUCAUUUUUUUGUAUUUAUACUUGUGAGGUGUGUCACUGUUGAGAAAUAAACUAGUUGGAGUUUUGCUUACCAGUCAGUGAGCAAUCAGUCCUCAAAGGUCAGUACUGCACAAACACAUCAUCUUAGUUUCAAAAUCAAAAUAAAGUUUUUACUGUAAUCUUA